CUCUGGUGUCGUUGUUGGGUUCAUCACAAUACUCGAUCUUUCCGGUGAAGUGCAACUGUGGGUGAUCAAAAGUCACAUAAAAUUCAUGUGAAUUACAUGUUAAAUUUAUGAGCAGAAUGUGAAAGGCAGGAGUGAUUUCCUGGAAAUGGAUUCUAGGUUGUAAAUGGUGAGGCUCAGAGAUCAGCUUCCAGAGCUUGAAUGUUCCUGCUAGCACGGCAACAUGUGUUCCCCCGCCCAUUCCCGUCCCCUGGAUCUGACAUUUGAGUUUGUAGCAGUGGUUGGUCCAGAUGGGAAGAAGAAGCGGUUUGCAGUUGGAACACGAGCAGGUUUCGCAGUGGAGAGGUUCAAUAAGCUGAUUCCCAAUGACUCCAAGCCAGUUGUAUGUAUCCAAGCAUACAAAGAGGGAGAGGAGCCCAUCGAGUAUGGCCCCGACGUAGAGCUGUAUCUUUACGACAAUUCCUGGACGUUGCAAUGUGUUUCAGAAUGCAAACCUCCCCAUCAAACCAACAAGCGUGUUGAUCAGAUUACUCAGCAAUGAUGAAUGUCUAUUCUGAUUCGAUUGUGCAAGAGCUGUAUUUCGGGUGCUUAAUAACAAUGGACGUGUUCAAAUAGAAAUCAUGAAGCCUCAUACCAUUGAUGUUGCUUGGAUUUGCUACAUUAAUAGGGAUCAGUACCUGUUUUGAUUUCUUAUCUAACUUAAAAUUCAAUCAGAAAAAAGAAUGAAAAUAAAAAAAAAAUACAUGAUGGUUGAAGAUAUAUAAGUGAAUAUCUAUGAGUGAAGUUAAAGUACAAUUGCCAUUUUAAAAGUUUUGUACAGUUCUGAAAGAUUUUUAAAAGUUUCAAAAAUA
Molecule: messenger RNA, 848 nt
Organism: Physcomitrium patens
Lineage: Eukaryota; Viridiplantae; Streptophyta; Bryopsida; Funariales; Funariaceae
Source: RefSeq, a predicted model, not a curated record